Molecule: messenger RNA, 636 nt
Organism: Branchiostoma belcheri (Belcher's lancelet)
Lineage: Eukaryota; Metazoa; Chordata; Leptocardii; Amphioxiformes; Branchiostomatidae
Exons: 2
Coding region: 1-636 (211 amino acids)
Source: RefSeq, a predicted model, not a curated record
AUGGAGACAAAGACGCGAGCUGUAGGCCAGGGUGAUGGCGGGAAGGAGAGAUCGUCUGUCCGUCAGGAGCGUCCUGGCAUCUGGAGCGUCAUGGCGUCCUGGUUUGCUGAACCAGUCGGUGUGGAAGUGGAUCACACCGAGAGUCAUGCAACCGCUUCCCAGAUUGCUGAGACCACUGGGCGUACCGAUGAUCGCCGUGACUCUGUGGCGACGCCCCGAGAGGCGACUGUUGCCCAUCAGGGGGAAGGCGACGUGAAAGGCACGACCGGUCACAGCCGCGGUCGGAAGAGGAAAGCUGACGAGGUCGAAGGCGACUGCCGACCCCAGCCGAAAAGAAAGGCACCAGCGGGUCCACCACCAGGUACGUACCGCGACCCCCGGCUGUCUAGAGUGGCGCUCAUCUACCGAGACGUGGUCGCAGGAGAGCGGGUCCUGGUCAACUACAUCCCCGACGAUCCCUGCCCGUGGGAGUCGCCCGACGGCAAGAAGCUGUCGGCCUGCCAGAAGGGCGUCACUCCCAGCGACGUCACCUUCUGCAGCUCCUACCGCCAGUACCAGGACUUUCAGACCAGGAGGCUGCUUUCUCAGGUAGCUAGCGAACUCACGAUGUGGCUGGACAACCAGGAGAGGGUGUAA